Molecule: messenger RNA, 1382 nt
Organism: Cyprinodon tularosa
Lineage: Eukaryota; Metazoa; Chordata; Actinopteri; Cyprinodontiformes; Cyprinodontidae
Gene: nudcd3
Product: NudC domain containing 3
Exons: 6
Coding region: 157-1239 (360 amino acids)
Biological process (GO): protein folding
Cellular component (GO): cytoplasm
Source: RefSeq, a predicted model, not a curated record
GCCGGAAGUAUUCGUAUUGUUCUGGAACGAGCAAAACAUUUCUAAAGAAGCUCAACUCGUCCCACUUCUCCUCAAACUUGUGCGUCCGGACGGUGUUGUGUUGUCGCUCUGAGGUCUCCUCCGGUUUGUUGGCAGGUGGAACCGUUGAGCGGAGGGAUGGCGUCGCGGCUGGAGAUGACAGAAAUGUAUGACAACGCUCUGCUGGGGAUCCUGCAGCACGUUGGAAACAUCCAGGACUUCCUGCAGGUCUACUUCGGAUUUCUAUACCGAAAAACGGACUUUUAUCGGCUGCUGUCUGGUCCCAACGACAGGAUGGGCUUCCCUCCAGGAGUGGCGGAGAAGAUGGUGCUGAAGACAUUUAGGAUGUUUGAAAAGCUGGCCGAGCAAGACAGAGAGCGAGCGCAGAGCGGGAGGAGAAACGAGGCUCCGCGUGUUCCUCCUGCAGCCCAGGAGCUGGAGGUUACCUCUGAGCCCGGCGAGGCGGCGGCGGAGCAAAGCGGCACGGAGCCGCCCCAGAUGGAGAGCGCCCCAUCUGAUGGAGGAGAAGUUCCCGCUGCAGCAGCCUCAGAUGCUCCUGUCAGAUCAGAAGAUGGAGGCAACAGCGAUGGAGCAGGAGCCCAGGGAGGCGAAGCGGCAUCCAGCUGCACAGCAACAGCAGACAAAUCUCAGAAUGACUUCCAGUCCAACCCAGAUAGUUACAACGGAGCCGUGAGGGAGAACUACAGCUGGUCUCAGGACUACACUGACGUGGAGGUCCGAGCGUUUGUUCCCAAGACCGUCGUAAAGGGCAAACAGGUGAGCGUCAACCUGCAGAGCGGCAGCCUGCGAGUGAGCGUGAAGGAAGGAGCGGAGGAGAAAGUGCUGAUGGAGGGAGAGUUCACGCACAAGAUCAACACAGAGGACUCGCUGUGGAGUUUGGAACCUGGGAAGUGCGUUCUGCUGUCCCUCAACAAGACCUCCGAGGUGUGGUGGAACGCGGUACUGAAAGGAGAAGAGGAGAUCGACAUCAACCAGAUAAACCGCGAGCGCUCCAUGGCAACGGUUGACGAGGAGGAGCAUGCCGUCCUGGACAGGCUCACCUUUGACUAUCACCAGAAGCAGCAGGGAAAACCGCAGAGUCACGAAAGGAAAGUGCAUGACAUAUUGAAGAGAGCCUGGGAUGCAGAAGGCUCCCCGUUUCAGGGGGAGGAGUUUGACCCGUCCAUGUUCGACAUCCCGCCCAGCGCCGUGCAGUUCUGAGAGGCGCCUCAAACUGGGCCGACUCGCCUUCUGAGAGGCCCGGCGCAUCGAGAAGAGGAGGGAGAGGAGUGAUGAGGGCGCGUUCUGCUGUCAAACCUGGAUGUUUUGGGAGAAUAAACAUGUUUCUUUUUUUGGGUGUUAUU